AUGACCUCGGAUAGUUCUUCACCGACUGCAACAGAAGAAAUUCGAUUACUCCUUAUCGGACCUCCUAAAACAGGCAAAUCUUCUAUUGCUAACAUCCUAGCCGGUCUAAAUGUAUUUCCAGUUGGUAUAUCAAGUUCUGUUAAUUCUGCAACACCAACAACACAAUCGAGACAUUUUACUAACAAAAAAAUCCUUGUCGGCAAACAUCUACUCGUCGUCGAUGCGCCCCCUUUAUUUAUUCUAAAAGAUUCGACAUCUAACGAUCAAGACAUGAGACGACUCGCUAAAUGCGUGGCAUUAGUCAGUCCAGGUCCACAUGCAAUCUUCCUUAUUCUUAGCUGUGAUGAUGCCAAAAACGAACGAUUCGACAUGAAACAAAUUGUCACUACUGUCUUCGGUGCUGAAGCCUUAGACCAAUCUAUCGUUGUUUUUUCAUUUAUUGAUCGUCUUCAACAGAAAGGCAUGUCGGUCGAUGAUUGGAUAAAUAAAGAAUGCAAACAACAAGCACUACUUGAAGCGUGCGGUCAUCGAUAUUUAGUCAUUGAUUCGUCUCACAAUGAUCAAAGUAGACAUAUAGAUUUUCUCAAUCGUUCGCUGACCAUGUUAAAUGAAUUAUGGAAACGCGAACGAAUUUUCAAAUCAAAGAUGUUCGACGAUAUUGAACAAGAAAUUCAACGACAAGAGAAGAAUCGAUGGGAUCUAUUCCAAAAGAAAUACGUGCCGAAUUUUCAAGGCUCAGAAAAAGCAUUUCGUCUUCUCUUACGCGAACAUAUGCGCGAUGAAUUAGAACGCGAGCCGAUUGUUGCUGAAGCGGAUUAUCUCGUCGUUGAAAAAUAUCUACAACCGAUCGUCAAAUCAUUGUUACAAGAAGUCGAACGUUAUCUCGAAGAAGAAAUCGUCAGUACUUAG
Molecule: messenger RNA, 909 nt
Organism: Adineta ricciae
Lineage: Eukaryota; Metazoa; Rotifera; Eurotatoria; Adinetida; Adinetidae
Source: the annotation of a GenBank genome assembly